AUGUUCAAAAAGUUUGACGAAAAGGAGGACAUUUCCUGUACAAAUAAUGCUAAGAACUCCAUCGUGAAAUCUUUACGCACUCGACUGACUGAAGGUUAUGGCAUUGAUAGUAAAAUGGUUGAUCAGAUUUUACCCAAGAAAGAUGUUGUAAAACACAUAAAGUGUCAUGAACAUGUCGACUUGUAUUCAGAUUCUGACGGUGAAGUCAUGUUUUUCCGACAACGUGAGGGUCCGUUUAUUCCAUCGCUGAGAUUGCUUCAUAAAUAUCCUUUCAUCCUACCUCAUUUACAAGUUGACAAAGGUGCUAUCAAGCAUGUUUUAAAUGGGUCAAAUAUUAUGUGUCGUGGUUUGACAUCACCCGGUGCUCGGAUGACAGAAGUUCCUAAGGAGUCAGUUGUUGCUGUAAUGGCAGAAGGCAAAACAAAUGCACUCGCAGUUGGUAUUACUAUGUUAUCUACUGAUGAGAUCUUAUCAACCAACAAUGGCAUUGGGGUCAAAAAUGUACAUUAUUUGAAUGAUGGAUUAUGGCGUCUCAAAGGCGUACGAUAG
Molecule: messenger RNA, 549 nt
Organism: Schistosoma margrebowiei
Lineage: Eukaryota; Metazoa; Platyhelminthes; Trematoda; Strigeidida; Schistosomatidae
Source: the annotation of a GenBank genome assembly